AUGAAGCUACUCUCGUCGUUCAUCAUUCCCGAGGCCGUCGUGCGCAAUCCACACGCGUCCCUCUUCGUGCUAUUCAUUUCUGCAUUCACACUGUUCGCGCUUACGGGCGAGGACAACGACCUCAUUCGACCAAGGCGAAAGAAAUCACUCUUCAAGCGUAUCUUCCAUGUCUUUGGUGAAGAUGAGAGCCCUACACUCGACGUGCAGGGCGUAGUAGAGGGCACGGCUUUGGCGGCAAUGGCCGAGGAGCAAGAUCCCGCUGCCAUUCAAGAGGCACUGGAGAAGCUGGUCAAGCAGCUGGAGCAAGAACUGUGCAACGAAAGGCAGGACAAGGAGCGAAUGCACGAAAGCAUGAAGAAAGAAGAGAUGCUGCGACAAGAAGCCGAGGAGGACCUGGAAUUGGUGAAGCAAGAGUUGAAUCGCCAGGUCCAGCUCUACCGGGUCCACAUGCGAGAAGAGCGGGAGAAGGUGAUCGCGUUGGAGAAGGAGCUGCAGGGCCAGUCAAUCCACACACAACAGCUCGAAGCGAUGCUCCAGCUACGCGACGGGCAAAUCGAGGAGCUCGAGGAGUCUCUUCGGCAAGCGGCCGACCAGGAGAAGGGGCGCAGCGCAACUCAGCUUAACGGAGAAGGCAGCGGAUCGCCAUCGCCCAACUCCUCCCGGAGUGCAGACAAGAAGCGAGUAUUCACCAUCAUGUAG
This is a messenger RNA of Acanthamoeba castellanii str. Neff, 699 nucleotides long. RefSeq lists its product as uncharacterized. The transcript is spliced from 3 exons. Lineage: Eukaryota; Discosea; Longamoebia; Acanthamoebidae. Bases 1 to 699 code for a protein of 232 amino acids. The record is from RefSeq and is a predicted model, not a curated record.